Messenger RNA from Marmota monax (woodchuck), 5808 nucleotides. It is a transcript of the gene Ttll3, whose product is annotated as tubulin tyrosine ligase like 3. Gene Ontology annotation, biological process: cilium assembly; protein modification process; cilium movement. The transcript is spliced from 13 exons. NCBI's taxonomy places the organism in Eukaryota, Metazoa, Chordata, Mammalia, Rodentia, Sciuridae. Bases 2786 to 5458 code for a protein of 890 amino acids. The record is from RefSeq and is a predicted model, not a curated record. Gene Ontology annotation, cellular component: cilium.
AACCCAGUAACCAUUGCAGUCCAAGUACCAUGUGUUUCUGAAAAUGUUCUCUCUGCCUAUUCAGUGUUGGUGCUUUUCACAUGAUCUCAUGUGGGCUAAAAGAUAACCUCAGAGAAACAUCCGUCCUAUUUUUGGAUAAGAAAACUGAGGUUCAGUGAGAUGAAAUAGCUUGCUGCAAGUCUCCAGACCAUGAGCAAGAAGUUUAGACUUCUGCCUGGGCUAAAGCAGUAGUUAUUUCUUUUGGUACCAGGGGUUGGACCCAGGGGUGCUUAAGUACUGAGCCAUAUCCUUACCCCUUUUCAUGAUUUAUUUUGAGACAGGGUUUUUUAAAGUUGCUCAGGGCCUUGCUCAGUUGCUGAGGUUGGCCUCAUAUUUGUGAUCCAUCUGCCUCAGCCUCCUGAGUCUCUGGUAUUACAGGCAUGCACCAAUGUGCCUGGCUUCACCUUUAUCUAUUUAAAUUACUACAGUUAAAUGAAGUUUAUAAUCUGGUUCCUCAGUUUCUCUGAUGUCAUGUUAAGUAUUCAGUAGCUACAGUGACUAGUAACUACCAUAUCAGCACAUAUAUUUCCAUUGUCAAAAAAAAUUAUAUUGGAUAAUGCUAGACCUUUUUUAGUGAUAACUUGAAGUAAACAAACAAAACUGAUUUAUGUUUGAGUUCUGACUCUUGUUGCUGGAUUUGGACAAGCUGUGUAUAUUCUAUGCCUCGGUUUCUUUUUUAAACUGGGGAUUGAACUCAGGGGUAUUUUUACCACUGAGCUACAUUUCCAACUCUUCCUUUUUUUCGGACAGGAUCUUACUAAAUUGCCCAGGUUGGUCUAGACCUUCCAAUCCUCCUGCUUCAGCCUCCCAGGUAGCUGAAAUUACAGGCAUGUGCCACCAUGCCUGGGUCAGUUUCUUGAUCUCUGACAUGGAGACUAUGAAAGUGAACUGGCACAAUCUCUGCCACGCAGGCACUGAAUGAACCACUAGUUGUUUGUUCAGUAUCUGAGUUGUCUGAUAAAACUCCAACAUGCUAGGCUUGGGGAUAUCCCUGCUUUGAGAAGACUUGGGGGUCCAGUAAAAGAGCUAGCCAUGUAAAUAAAUAUAUUGAAAUGUUUCAUAUGUAUUGUUGGAAGUCUGGGGACUGGGAGGGGGCCAUAUGUAUAGGAGGGUAUAAAGCUUCUAGAAUGGUUGGCCUUUGAGCUGAACUUCACAAAAAGAUUUUCUUAGAGAUGGCCAAAGGGAUCUCUUGAAGGGAAGAAUAAAGAAAUAAUAAAGGAAGGAGGGGCUAGUGGUGGGAACAACUUGAAUAGGUAUAAUCCCCUUUAUGACAUUACCUCUGUGACCUCCUGCCUUGCUAAAUUAGCUAGGCUCUCCUCAGAGGCACAUGGCUAUGUUGUAUCAUUGCAAUGAAUGUGAAAGGUACUCGCAGCAAAGUGCGUGACCACGAGUGUGUGGCAGUUUCUUACUCCCCUCUCACAGGAUGGCAUUUACCAGGUGAGCCAGCAAGAACCCUAAUUUGUGGCAAAUUUCUCUCCCAGGAUCCAAAGUUCCUUAAAACCAGAUUUGCAGGCUAAUGAGAACAGACUGUGUGGUUUUAGUCAGCUGGUUCUCUCUUAGGUCUCUCUUACCCCAGCUAAGGGGGUUUGGGAAAUGUAAUCUUUGGUGUCAGUUGGACAGGUAGUUAAGGGACCUACCUUCACUGUAAGAACGGAACUGCCCAGUGACUGGGUUCCAGCCAGGACUCUCCUGGAUUGCACUUGCAUGGGCAACUGCUCAGGUUAGCCUGUCAACCUGCUGAUUUGGUACUUUGUGAUCAACAGGUCAAACCCCAUUGAGUGAUAAUCACAGGAAGAUAUAUAUAAGUGUGUGUCAGACCUGGGUUCCAGUGUUGCCUGUGAUUUGUGGCAGUUAUUUAACAUCUUGGAGCCAUAUUGCCCCUAUGACUUUUGAGGAUAAUACUUUACCACUUUCUCUAAAUGGUCAUUUACAAUCUUGACCUUUUAAAUUUAUUUUGCAUUUGAUUUGAAUGAUGAUCAGUUUUUCUGUUUCUGAGUUACCAGGAGAGGAGGUAUGUGUUCUGCACCCAUGAUUGCUCCCCGCAAAUACAGCCUCGACUUUCAUUUUCAUAUCUGUUCCCCACCACCACCAAACUUAUUAGCCGCAUCUAUCUGCUAGGCUUUCAGAUCUGAACUGGGCUCACUAGGCUCCAGCCACACUGGCUGCCUUGUAUUUCCCCAGAAAGGGUCUUGCCUUUCGAGGUUGCCAAAACUGUUUCCCCUGCCUAGAAUGCUAAAAUGUUACCUCUUCGGAGAGGACAUCUUUGCCCUAAUGUGUACUUCUUUCCUGGUUUCAGCUCAUUGCUUAUUCACUGCCCUCAUACCUGUAGCUAUUUUGUUACUUGCUUUUAUCCCACACUGGGCUAUAAGCCUCUUGGGGUCGGGGUUCACUUGUCAGUCCCCAGCCCAGAGCUUAGCACGUGGCCCUCUAUAAAUAUGGUUGGGGCCGUUCCACGCAGGAACUGCUGGAUAAGGAACCAAGAUUCCAGCCCAACGUUCUGUUCUACCCACAGUGCCUUGCCCAUCAAAGGGGUGGGGAUAAAUGAGGCCCAGAGCCUGGCUCACAGUGGAAAACCCCAGCUCCUCUGACCCAGGGCGGCUCCGGAACCCUCGGGUCUGAUUGUGCCCGGGGGAAUGGUUUCUAUAGUGACAGCAAACAGAGGGCGGGGCCUGGGUGCUUCUCGGACAGGCAGCGCGGGGAGGGAGGCGGGCUCCAGCGCUGGAAGGGCGCGCGCAGCGAGGGGCGCAUGCAGGGCCCUGGCGGGGCACUUCUGAGCACCAGGGAACUGGGCCCCGUGAGCCAGGGUUCGGCCACCUUGUUCAGCCAGGAUCAAGGCCCGGCGUGCAGUUGGCGGCGGAAGCCGCAACCACCAGAUCCACACAACAGUUACCCCGCCUCUUGGACCUGUGUUCCCUACCCACAAUACCGGCUGCCUGGGAGGCUGCCAUGGCCGGGGCCCGCCUCCGCCCAGCCCGAGGCGAGUGGCGCUGGCCGUCAGCGCCUGGCCAGCAGUGCUGGCUUCAUGCCCUGCCUAGGCCGCGCCUCCGUGACUCCUGCCUGCGGCACUCGCGCCCAAGGCGCUGCGGAUCCCCAUCUAUUCAGCCCCCGGCCUGCCCAGGUCCUGGAUGAUCCCCCCACGCAAGACGGAUCCCUUGUCCUCUGGCGAGGAUUCUCCAAGACACCUCACCACAUGGGCCGGCUCGGAAACGCCAAAAUCCACGUGGAGAGAGCUGUCAAGCAGAAGAAGAUCUUUAUGAUCCAAGGCUGCUACCCAGUGAUCCGGUAUCUCUUACGCCGGAGAGGCUGGGUAGAGAAGAAGAUGAUCCAUCCCCCGGGCACCACCCUAAUGCCAUCCCAGAAGGAUCUGGACAGCUCAAUGCUAGGUGAUAGUGACACCACUGAGGAAGGGACAUGGCUCUCAUCAGGUCUGGGCUCUGCAUACAUUGAAGAUGAAGAGCAUUAUCAACAAACACAGCUGUUUGACUUAAAUGGCCUUCUGGAAUUUGAUGACCUAGAUGGGACACAUGCUUUGAUGUCCCGCAUGGUUCGGAAUGAGACACCUUACCUUAUCUGGACCACCCGGCGAGAUGUGAUGGACUGUCGCUUCCUCUCUAAGGAUCAGAUGAUAAACCACUAUGCUCGAGCUGGCUCCUUUACUACAAAGGUGGGUCUGUGUCUCAAUCUCCGGAACUUGCCCUGGUUUGAUGAAGCUGAUGCUGACUCCUUCUUCCCACGAUGCUACCGCCUGGGUGCUGAAGAUGACAAAAAAGCCUUCAUAGAGGACUUCUGGCUGACAGCUGCCCGCAACGUUCUCAAGCUGGUGGUGAAGUCGGAAUGGAAGUCAUACUCUGUCGAAACAGAAAAGGAAGAAGCUGCAAGAGAGAAGAACCUCAAGAAACAGGAAAAAAAGCUCAUGACAGUGUCCCCAGAGUUUGUGGAUGAGGCCCUGUGUGCAUGUGAGGAGCACCUUAGCAACCUGGCUCACAUGGACAUCGACAAGGACCUGGAGGCUCCACUGUACCUCAGCCCUGCGGGCUGGACCCUCUUCCUCCAGCGCUACUAUCAAGUGGUCCAUGAGGGGGCAGAACUCAAGCAUUUGGAUGCACAGGUCCAGCGCUGUGAGGAUCUCCUGCAGCAGCUGCGGGCUGUGAUGCCCCAGAUUGAUAUGGAAGGGGACCGCAACAUCUGGAUCGUGAAGCCAGGAGCCAAGUCCCGUGGACGAGGCAUCAUAUGCAUGGACCACCUGGAGGAGAUGCUGAAGCUAGUGGACUGCAACCCCAUGAUGAUGAAGGACGGCAAAUGGGUGGUACAGAAGUAUAUUGAGCGCCCCCUGCUCAUCUUUGGCACCAAGUUCGACCUGAGACAGUGGUUCCUGGUGACCGACUGGAACCCACUUACUGUGUGGUUUUACCGCGAUAGCUACAUUCGCUUUUCCACACAGCCCUUCUCCCUAAAGAACCUGGACAACUCUGUGCACCUCUGCAACAACUCUAUCCAGAAGCAUCUGGAGAACUCCUGCCAUCGCCAUCCCAUGCUACCCCCAGACAACAUGUGGUCCAGCCAGAAGUUCCAGGCCCACCUGCAGGAGAUAGGGGCACCAAAUGCUUGGUCCACUGUCAUCGUGCCUGGCAUGAAGGCUGCUGUGAUCCAUGCGCUUCAGACCUCCCAAGACACAGUACAGUGUCGGAAGGCCAGCUUCGAGCUCUAUGGUGCUGACUUUGUAUUUGGUGAGGAUUUCCAGCCCUGGUUAAUUGAGAUCAAUGCCAGCCCCACCAUGGCACCCUCCACAGCUGUCACCGCCCGGCUCUGUGCCGGUGUACAAGCAGACACCUUGCGUGUGGUCAUUGACCGGCGGCUGGAUCGUAACUGUGACACAGGAGCCUUUGAACUCAUCUAUAAGCAGCCUGCCGUGGAGGUGCCCCAAUAUGUGGGUAUCCGGCUCCUGGUGGAGGGUUCCACCAUCAAGAAGCCCACAGCACUGUGUCAUCGGCGGAUGGGGGUCCACCCAUCACUCCCUCAUCUGCUAACCCAGCAAGGCUCUGGGGAAGGCAAGGAGCUGGGGACCCCUACCCACAGGUCAGCUUCCAGGAAAGGUGCUGGGUCCAGGAGCCAGGGGCACAUUGAGAAGCCAGACUCCACUGCUACCACCUCAGUCCCCGGGAAGGGGAAGAAAGCCCCUUACCACUUCCCCAGCCUCCACGCCAAGGCACGGCUUCCUUCUUCCUGUGUGCUCCAACCCCAGGGGCGCAUCCUCAUAGUGCAGCCCUGCAAACUGGUGGGCACUAAGGCCCUGUCGCCCACAGGCAAGGCCCUGAUGACUAUACCAACCGCCAAGGUUAUGAUUUCCCUUCCACCAGACUCUGACCUCAAGAUGGCACCCAGCAUCCCAAAGCCAAGAAAGGUGGGCCUGGAUCUAUGACUCAUACCCUGGUGGACAGUGCUGAGCACUGGGGUCAGGGCUGGAGGGCACAGGCAGAGAGCAGCUCCCAGGCUGCCCAGAGGGUGUGGGUUUGUCCCUUUCUCAGCAAGGGACCAUUAUCAGGUAAAAGGGAAGGACUUGUCCCCCUCAAAACCCCUUCCUAUACAGAUUCCUGAUCAUCUCUCCCUUUCUCCCCCCCUUUCACACCGAGGCUGUUGCUCCCAAGCGCCUUCGAGGUCCCCAACCUGCCCGUGUCUUGUGGCCUCAGACCUUUGAAGUCGGAACUCUUCCCAGCACCCAUAGGAAGGUCAAGGGCAAAGGCAAGUUGAAGGCCAGACUCUGCGACAAAC